CUUGGCCGCACUUUGCAUCGAUUUUCGUGCUUCAUGAAAAAGUGACCAGUUGCAGUCGCUGCGAAUACCUCCUAACCCCUACAAUAAUCCCACAACAUGGCUGACGCAUCGGCAUCCGCAGCUCGCGGUGGAUUUGGCUCACGAGGUGGCGACCGUGGUGGCCGUGGUCGUGGCCGUGGACGAGGCCGACGAGGUGGUAACCGUGACUCUGGUGAGAAGGAAUGGCAGCCAGUGACCAAACUUGGCCGUCUCGUGAAGGCGGGCAAAAUAAAGUCUAUGGAGGAAAUCUAUCUGCACAGCUUGCCCGUAAAGGAGUACCAGAUCAUCGAUUUCUUCCUUCCCAAGCUUAAGGACGAGGUUAUGAAGAUCAAGCCAGUCCAGAAACAGACCCGUGCCGGUCAGCGCACACGUUUCAAGGCUAUCGUUGUCAUUGGUGACUCUGAGGGCCACAUUGGUCUCGGUAUCAAGACCUCCAAGGAAGUUGCAACUGCUAUUCGUGCUGCCAUUAUCAUUGCUAAACUUUCUGUCGUUCCCAUCCGCCGUGGUUACUGGGGCACGAACCUUGGUGAGCCACACUCGCUUCCCGUCAAGGAGUCCGGCAAGUGCGGUUCCGUUACUGUCCGUCUCAUCCCAGCGCCACGUGGUACCGGUAUCGUCGCUUCCCCCGCCGUCAAGCGUCUUCUUCAGCUUGCCGGUGUUCAGGACGCCUACUCGGCAUCCUCGGGCUCUACCAAGACCCUCGAGAACACUCUGAAGGCGACCUUCACUGCGGUUACCAGCACAUACGGCUUCUUGACACCGAACUUGUGGGCCGACAGAAAAUUGCAGCGCAGCCCGUUGGAGGAGUACAGCGAUGUGCUCAAGGAGGGCAAGAGAUACUAGCUGGUGAACUAGGACUCUCCACGUGGGGUUUUGGAAUGAUCAUGGCAGGGUGGCGUAUGGAAUCUGCUACUUUCAUGCAUUUGCUGAGGGCAUAUCAAACAUGCACAUAAGCAUGUGUGCGAUGAGAAUUGAUUAUACAAAAUGACCUUCACCGGCGCUUGCUACCCUAUGACCAUGAAUCGUUUCGCUUGCGCAUUUCAGUGCUUUUUGCCUCGGUAAUAUUAAAAACAUUCUUGAAACGAUCUCUGACGACUGCUUGUGGUUCUCUCGCAGCCCCCUGUGUUAACAAAAAGUGCACGCUUGGGUAGUAUAGAUCAAAGAGAUUUUAUCUUGCCUUUGGCAUCCUGGGGUUGAAUAGCACAGGCUUG
Molecule: messenger RNA, 1250 nt
Organism: Verruconis gallopava
Lineage: Eukaryota; Fungi; Ascomycota; Dothideomycetes; Venturiales; Sympoventuriaceae
Product: 40S ribosomal protein S2
Exons: 6
Coding region: 97-882 (261 amino acids)
Biological process (GO): translation
Cellular component (GO): cytosolic small ribosomal subunit; ribosome
Molecular function (GO): structural constituent of ribosome; RNA binding
Source: RefSeq, a predicted model, not a curated record